This is a messenger RNA of Physcomitrium patens, 2007 nucleotides long. Lineage: Eukaryota; Viridiplantae; Streptophyta; Bryopsida; Funariales; Funariaceae. The record is from RefSeq and is a predicted model, not a curated record.
AUUUCACGCGUCACUUGAAGAGGUAUAGAGAGAGAGGCGCAGUGUGCAAGUAAUCGUAGCCUUGAGGAUAGAAGCUAGGCAUUCAUCAGAAGGAAAAGUCCAACCUCGCUUCAAGUUGAGCGAUGUCUGAUAAUGAUGACGAUGAAAUCGACGACGACGACGAUGAUGCUUAUUAAUAGUGGAAGUGGAACAAGUAAUGAAUCCCAAAAAACUAAUGUUUUUCCACGGAUGCUCAUUCGGUAGCCACCUUCUAAAGGUCCACCCUGCGGACGAGGGCGGCUCCUUCCGACCCAUUGAUGACCCAAUGAUGCCUGUGCUCGCAGGAUCCUCGCAGCUCCAGACUUCAGUACUGGCAUCGUUCGCAGCGAGCUCUUUUAGAUUCUUGCCGAUGCUUAGUGGUUGCUCGAUGAGGUACCAGUCGUGGCUACAAGGUGGUCGAUCUCGUUGUGAGUGUUGUGGAGUGCUCAACCAUGUGGAGUGAGAGGAGUUCCUAUGUUGGACACAGAACAGGUAGGCGGCAAGCGUGAAGGAAUUCUCGAAGUUUACAUUGAGGAGAUUGCCGAGUCGGUUGCGGGGGCCUGGGGAGAGCCUUGCUGGGAAGCGGAGGAUGGUUCGGGCUUCGUCGGGAGAUUCUGGUUUGGCCUGGGGCAUUUCUUGUGGUAGCAGCGGAGACGAGGUCGCCGUAUCAAGAAAGGUGGCGAAGAAUAUUUUUUCGUUUUAGACAUUGCCAGGUUAUAUUUGCAGUGUUUGAGGAAAUUGAGACCACGAAUGAAGUGGGGAGGGAGGUCAUAAGAGAAUUAUUCCCACUUGGAGGAUGUUCUGGAACUUAAUAAAGGGGUGACGAGGCGGCUUCAGUAUUGAGAGUUGUUUUCUGACUGAUCAAGUCUGAGAAAUGUGUUGAGAGACUAGUUGUUCCUGAUUUCCAUCAACAAUAAAAGUGGAUAAGCUGCGUGAAAUAAAACAAUUGGUCAAGCAUGGUUAGCAUCAGGAAGCGGCGGCAGGGUGGUCUGUCCCCAGACAAUACAAAUCGACCACAAGUUUACAAGGCUUCUUCAUAUCCUCGGCCAACUGCCGUUUCAGCAAGCUACCCGAACACCAAGAAGGAUUUACCACUCAAACAGGAGGUGGGCGUAUCAAGGUUUAGAUUUGCAACUCCGCCGCCUUUGCCUUCGUUUCAGGACGUGCACCAGUUGCUGAAUCCCGCAUCUCUCCCGAAAGAGAGAGAAUUGAAAAAGAGGAAAUGGCAAAGGCGUAAACACCAGGAGAAUCAAGAGGCUUGUGUUAUGAGAGGUGUUUACUUUAAGAACAUGAAAUGGCAAGCUGCCAUUAAGGUCGAGAAGAAACAAGUUCACUUAGGCACUGUAAAUUCCCAAGAAGAGGCAGCGCGUCUCUAUGACCGAGCUGCUUACUUGCGUGGCAGGGAGCCCAACUUUGAGCUGACUGAAGCAGAGAAGCAAGAGCUCCAACUUCUCCAGUGGGAGGAGUUCUUGGAGCAAACACGGCAAGCAAUCUUAAGCAAAAAGAGGAAGCGGGGCACUAGCAAUGCGAGCGGGCAGAACACGGAAGCUGUUGUAUCUCCCAAGUCCUUCAAAUGCUCGUCAUAGUGGAGAUCACUGCACAAGACCACGUUGUUAUUGUUGUUGUUGCUGUUGUUCUUCAUGGUGUUUGGGUCCUAUCUUGCUUGAUUUGGGUACCCAUGAUUUUACAUUCUGGGAUCCAAUUUGGACAGUUUCCGAAGAAGACAAAGCAGCUAUAGGUUUCGGCUCUGUUGUACAUAACUCGUGGAGCUUUGUCUGGAAUUUACACAGGAAUCCCACCCGGACUGUGAUCGAUCCCUCCACUGAAGGAAUCUCUCCCAUACUACUAAAUAUUGCCAGGGUGCUGAGAACAUCUUCUACGUAGAGUUGUAAGUAAGAAAAAAAGGUGUUUAUUUUAUUAGUCCUUUCAGUAAUGAACCCAAGUUAAAAAGAAGGAUGGGAGUACAGUAUGGAAACAAUAUUUGGUGAA